Molecule: messenger RNA, 657 nt
Organism: Penaeus monodon (black tiger shrimp)
Lineage: Eukaryota; Metazoa; Arthropoda; Malacostraca; Decapoda; Penaeidae
Exons: 4
Coding region: 112-528 (138 amino acids)
Source: RefSeq, a predicted model, not a curated record
UCGCUAUCGUCACUGAUUACGAGAAUCAUCGUACCUAUAGAAGAGGCCCGGAGACGUCUUAAAACGGGGGAAAAUUUCCACACAGAGCUAGUCCGUAUCCUUUCUCACAAGAUGAAAGUCCUCCUUCUUGCUCUUGCCUUCGCCGCCUCCGCUAGCGCGCAGUCGGAGCCCUGGUGUCGCUGCGCCGCCUUCGUCACCUACAAGAACUCGGAGGUCAUGGUGUACGAAGCCCCUGAGAUCACCAUCAGUUCUUGCGAAGACGAAGCCAAGACGUGUCGCCAUAGUUGUGUGAAUGAGCUUAACGAGAUGAGCAACAACGGAGACCUGUGGGCAGUACAGGAAAGCGGAGAUACAGUCGGUCAGUAUAUCUGCCAAUAUCUCGCUGAUCAUUACUUUUUCUCUAUAAACAACCAUAAGGUAUACGGCUACAACGAGGUAUGUGGCGGUGCCUGGGAAUUCACCGGCGUGGAAUCACAACAGAUGUUAUGUUGUGAUGGAGGAAAUCACGUUCACUGUAUUUCCGAAUAAAUUAUGGUGAUGAUAGUGAUGAUGGUGAUGAAGAAGGGUGAUGACGGUGGUGAAGAAGGGUGAUGAUCUACGUAACGAUGGUGGUGACGAUGGUGGUGAUGAUGGUGAUGAUUCUCUGCUGAAUUUUCA